UUUUUUUUUUGUUUGGUUUCCCCCUGCGCGCAGCCGUCCCUGCUGUUAGAAGCAGAGCUCCACAUCCAGCUAGUCCCUCUCUACAUCUGUUGCCUGCACUUGGAUGAACUUCCUGAUGAGAGAUCCAAUCAUACAAGGAUCGAGUAUGGCAUAUCAUCCGUUUAUACCUCACCGGGGACCGGAGUUUGCCAUGAGCGCGAUGCUGGGCCACCAGCCGCCGUUCUUCCCGGCCCUGGCUCUCCAGCACGGCGGCUCCCUGUCCCUGCCGGGCGGCCUGGGGAAGCCGAUCAUGGACCAGCUGAUGGGAGCCGCGGAGUCCGGCCUCCACUUCUCCUCGCUGGGGCACCAAGCCGCGGCCGCCCACCUCAGGCCUCUCAAGACCCUGGAGCCCGAGGAGGAGGUGGAGGACGACCCCAAAGUUCACCUGGAAGCCAAGGAGCUUUGGGAGCUCUUCCACAAGAGAGGCACCGAGAUGGUGAUCACCAAAUCCGGAAGGCGGAUGUUCCCCCCUUUCAAAGUGAGGUGCACUGGCCUGGACAAGAAGGCCAAAUACAUUCUCUUGAUGGAUAUAGUUGCAGCCGACGACUGCAGGUACAAGUUUCACAACUCCCGCUGGAUGGUGGCGGGCAAGGCCGACCCCGAAAUGCCAAAGAGGAUGUACAUUCACCCGGACAGUCCGGCUACUGGCGAACAGUGGAUGUCAAAAGUCGUCAAUUUUCACAAACUCAAGCUGACGAACAACAUCUCGGACAAGCAUGGAUUUGUAAGUUCAACUAAUACCAUUCUGAACUCCAUGCACAAAUACCAGCCUCGGUUUCACAUCGUGCGCGCCAACGACAUCCUCAAGCUCCCGUACAGCACCUUCAGAACGUAUGUUUUCCCUGAGACGGACUUCAUCGCCGUGACUGCGUAUCAAAACGACAAGAUAACCCAGCUGAAAAUUGACCAUAAUCCCUUCGCCAAAGGAUUCCGUGACACGGGCAACGGGAGACGGGAAAAGAGGAAACAGCUGGCCCUGCAAUCCAUGCGCUCAUACGAGGAGCAGCAGAAAAAGGAGAACGGGGCUUCAGACGACUCCUCCGGGGAGCAGGCUUCCUUUAAGUGCUUCGGCCAGGCCUCGUCCCCCGCCGUGUCCACCGUGGGGCCCCCACACCUGAAAGAUUUCUGUGACAGCGACGAGGACAGCGACGACGAGAGCAAAGAUGGACACACCAAGGACGGUCCGGACUCCAGCAAGAUCUCCACGACCACGGAGGACGGGAAGGACCACGAAGCGAGCCCGGCCAAGGGACAUGCCUUUGGCAGCAGUGACUCUAGCAGCAGGGUGAGGGACAGCGGCCCCAGGACUGAGAAAAGCCAGGCGGACUCUCGGCAGAGCCCCAUCACCGUCAUCUCGAGCACCACCCGCUCCGGAGAAGACCUGAAGAGCCCCGGCCUGGAGCAGCCCAAAGCGGACGAGUGCAGGUCGCAGAUCAGCAAGGACAGCUUCAUGCCUCUGAGCGUGCAGACGGACAGUCCGCACAUGGGACACAGCCACAUGCACAAUUUCGGAUUUCCGACAGGCCUAACGGGACAGCAGUUCUUCAACCACUUAGGGGGCGCGCAUCCCUUUCUUUUGCACCCCAGCCAGUUCAACAUGGGGGGCGCGUUCUCAAACAUGGCCGCGGGCAUGGGACCACUAUUGGCAGCGGUGUCCUCGGGAGGGGUGAGCGCCAUGGACACGGCGAGCAUGGCAUCGUCGCAGCAGAGCAUGACGGGAGCGCCGGGCCUGCCCUUCCAUCUGCAACAACACGUCUUGGCAUCGCAGGGCCUCGCCAUGUCCCCCUUCGGCAGCUUGUUCCACUACCCCUACACGUACAUGGCAGCGGCCGCAGCGGCCUCGUCCGCCGCCGCCGCCGCCUCCUCCGUGCACCGGCACCCGUUCCUGAACGCGGUGCGGCCCCGGCUCCGGUACAGCCCCUACUCCCUCCCCAUGACGGGCCCGGACAGCACGCUGCUCCCCACCGGCAUGCCCUCCAUGGCGGGCGUCGGGGGCGACCUGAAGGGGGACGGCAUGGUCCCGGCCAGCCCGGUGUCCGCUGUCACCCUGGAUUCCACCUCGGAGGUGACCGGCCACUCCAACAUGUCCUCGGUGUCCAUGUCCCCAAAAACUUGUGCGGAGAAAGACGCGGCCAACGAGCUGCAGAGCAUCCAGCGCCUGGUCAGUGGACUGGACUCGAAUCAGGACAGGGCACGGAGCGGAUCCCCCUAG
Molecule: messenger RNA, 2251 nt
Organism: Limanda limanda (common dab)
Lineage: Eukaryota; Metazoa; Chordata; Actinopteri; Pleuronectiformes; Pleuronectidae
Gene: tbx3a
Product: T-box transcription factor 3a
Exons: 7
Coding region: 104-2251 (715 amino acids)
Biological process (GO): cell fate specification; positive regulation of cell population proliferation; regulation of transcription by RNA polymerase II
Cellular component (GO): nucleus
Molecular function (GO): DNA-binding transcription factor activity, RNA polymerase II-specific; RNA polymerase II cis-regulatory region sequence-specific DNA binding
Source: RefSeq, a predicted model, not a curated record